GGAGAUCAACCAUGGAUUAAACCAGAAGGAAACUUAUUCAAACUUUCAAGCACACAAUAAUAACGUUAUCCAAUAGAGGAAAAUGCGUCAUCCUUCAUCUUCUUUGUCUUCAUCCGGUCAGAUCAGAGCAAUGGAUGGAUCACGGCGCCCUUGAUGAUGAGCCCCUCUUUUGCCAUCUUCGACUCGAGGUCAUCGAGAAACUGACCUCCCCACUUUAAGCAGCCACAAACUCAUAGAUCAUGAAUACUGCCCACUUGUUCUGGGGUAGCUUGUCAAGGAAUCAAUCAAGUGCAAAGUUAAGGAGUAAGAUCAAUCAAGAGAAGUUAAUCAUCAAAGAUGUCUCAGGAUGUUCCGAAGAAGCUUCCUCACAACCUUGAGCUCCUCCUUCAGAAGGCGGAGCUCCCCUCGGUGGAGGACGUCCAUGAUCACUUCAAAGCAGGCAUUUUCCUCAACAAGAAGACCGUCAGGUGCUGGACUGAUCGAACAACCCACUCCAACAGUUUCAUGCUGUACUCAAGAGCACUCUCUAUUGAACGAAGCGAGGACCCAAGCUACUGGCGCUGGCUUUGGCUUGAAGGGGAUAUGGACGUGGAGGUGGCCGAGAUGCUGAAAAUGUGCCCCGUCAAGAUAAAGGGGAGCUUUGAGAUGAACCACUUCAAUCCUGGGGAGAAGUACGAGGUCAUGUUCUUGAUGAUGAUGAAGAACCCCCACGUCCCUGACGUCGAGCCUCUGGUGAAGAUGACAGUGGAGCUCCCCAACGGGACCACGCAGGAGAAGGAGCUGAGCCUGAAGGCGAUGGUGCCCGGCCAGUGGGCCCAGGUGAAGGCCGGGGAGUUUGUGGGGACAGAAGAGGGAGGGGACGUGGGGUUCAGCCUGAGCACCAGUGAGGAGGUCGAGUGGGAGAAGGGGCUGAUCGUUGAAGGAGUGCUCAUUGAGCCCUGUGUUGAUCGGAAAUAGGUGCUGCGAUGGUCGGAAGUUGAACUGUGGAGGGGUAUGCUUGUUGUUGUUGUGUAAUAAGAGGGAGCAGUGUCUUCUUUGGUGUUUUUAUCUUCUUGUGUUUUGGCUUUGGAUUCGGAUGAGUAGAGAAUGCCGAAUGCAGUUAUCUAUUUAUAUAUGCUAAUCUCUUGUUGUUCUCGUUUGAUUUCUGACUGGAUAGUUGGUGCAUCAAAGAGAGAAAAGAAUUUUGUGUGACUAAUCGCCGAGUCUUUCCUGUUUUGCUCAGUUUAUGUGACGUUGUCUUCUGCCAUGUGCUAGUCAAUUAUUACAUGUUUCACUAUA
Molecule: messenger RNA, 1278 nt
Organism: Asparagus officinalis (garden asparagus)
Lineage: Eukaryota; Viridiplantae; Streptophyta; Magnoliopsida; Asparagales; Asparagaceae
Product: lectin-like
Exons: 4
Coding region: 337-957 (206 amino acids)
Source: RefSeq, a predicted model, not a curated record